Molecule: messenger RNA, 2399 nt
Organism: Oreochromis niloticus (Nile tilapia)
Lineage: Eukaryota; Metazoa; Chordata; Actinopteri; Cichliformes; Cichlidae
Gene: ctso
Product: cathepsin O
Exons: 8
Coding region: 95-1201 (368 amino acids)
Biological process (GO): proteolysis
Molecular function (GO): cysteine-type peptidase activity
Source: RefSeq, a predicted model, not a curated record
AUAGUUUACAUUUUUGGUUUGUUUUAUCAACCAGCGCUCCUCGUAGUAAACUUUCUUUCUUCGUUUCCAAGGGAACGCCUCUUGAUUACGACGCAUGCGCGACAAAUCUUCAACCUUUUCCGCGAACCUCAAAACACUUGUGCUUCCCCGUGUGGAUGUUUCUCAGCUGACAUUUGUUCGUCAAAUGAGGGCUUGUCAGGUGUUCAUACCUGCUGUGGUCGCUCUCGGAUUACUUGUCUCUCCUGUGUGUUGCCAAAAUGUGAACUCAAGUGAAAUUCGGACUCAGUUAAACGGCUCUGCCGCUGAUUUCGGGGCAUUCAGAAAGCAGUUUCACCGCACGUAUGAAGUAAGCAGCGAAGAAUUUAGUCGUCGUCAUCUCAGUUUUCAGAGAGCUACAAUACGGCACACCUAUCUGAACUCAUUUUCCACAGAAACACAGUCUGCCAAGUAUGGCAUCAACCGAUUCUCUGACCUUUCACAGGAGGAAUUCAGAGAUCUGUACCUGGGAGCAGUCUAUGAGAGAGCUCCUCUCUUCUCUGGACUGAGUGUAAAGGAGCUCCCAGACAAAUUUGACUGGAGGGACAAGGCAGCCGUGGCAGCAGUCCAGGACCAACAAGCAUGUGGGAGCUGUUGGGCUUUUAGUGUGGUUGGUGCCAUACAGUCUGUCCAUGCCAUAGGAGGCUCACAGCUGGAGCAGCUCAGUGUGCAGCAGGUUGUUGACUGCUCCUACCAAAACGCAGGCUGUAAUGGAGGCUCCACAACUCGGGCUCUGAACUGGUUAAAACAGACCAGAGUGAAGUUGGUGACUCAGUCCGAGUAUCCCUAUAAGGCCAAAACAGAAAUCUGCCAUUUUUUCUCCCAGUCACACGGCGGUGUUGCCAUAAAGAACUUUACAACACAUGACUUCAGUGGUCAAGAGAAGGCAAUGAUGGGUCAGCUAGUACAAUAUGGCCCUUUGGUUGCUAUUGUGGAUGCUGUAAGCUGGCAAGAUUACCUGGGAGGCAUCAUCCAACACCACUGCUCCAGCCAGUGGUCCAACCAUGCCAUUCUGAUUGUCGGCUAUGACACUACCGGGGAUAUUCCGUACUGGAUUGUGCAGAACUCCUGGGGAACAAGAUGGGGAAAUGAGGGCUAUGUUUAUAUAAAAAUAGGUGGUAACAUUUGUGGCAUUGCAGAUUCAGUGGCAGCUGUUUUUCUUUGACAACAAUGCCUGUAUGAGUCAUUGUGUGUGUGUGUGUGUGUGUGUGUGUGUUUGUGAGUGAAUAUCUGUGUGAUUACCAGUGCCAAAAUUCAAAUCAUUCAUCUGUUUGCUUUCGAGUACCACUUUAAAUGUUUUUAUUGAGAUGUAAGCACCACUAAAACCAAAUAAAUUACUUCAUACUGUUGGCAAGUGUUGAAUUUUAAUAGAACAAUAAAACACAUCACUGCAAAAAUACAAUAACAUGAAUUGUUCCAUCAUAUAAAACACAUCUUAUUAAAUACAUACAGAUAUAUGUCAUAGGUUAUAUGAGUCAUAAAUUUGGCUAUAAAGAUAUUUCAUUAAUCAGUGCAUAAAUACUUGACAAAAUUAAUUUAAAACUUUACAAAAACAACAACAACAUUAUGUACAAUUUUAUGGUUCAUAUUUAUUCAGUGCAAAUGGUUUUGUUUUAGACGUUGAUGUGUUUGGUUCAUUGGUUCAUCAUUUGCUGUACACCUUUAUGCACCCAAGACACAUCUGAGUAGUCUGAAAUGGCUCCCUCUAUGACACCAUCCCUGUGCUGAGAUGAAAGAUGAUCCAUUUUUGUAAAAACUCAUCAUCGCCACCAGCGUUGUCCUUGCACUCACAGUUUGAUCACUGCUCUCACUGAUCUGUUUGCUUUCAGGUCAAUCUCAGCCAAUUUACAUAAUUUUAUUGAGGAAACAUCUGAGCACCUCUUAUCAAGGAGCCAUCUGCAGUACUUUGUGGCUCACAGUCAAGAUUAAAGUAAAAUAGUCUUAAUUUGGCUGUUUAAAUAUUUGAUUUAUUAUCUGUCAGACAUUGCGUCAUAAGCCUGCAGCAUAAUUUAUCUUGAUUUUCUCUUGUUUGCUAAACAUUAAUAUGUACAAACGUAGUUACUUUGUUACGUUUACUGUUUUUGUGCAUUUAUGUGUGAUGCCAUGUAAAGACAUCACGCCUUCAAAUCAACCCGUCUGCGUUAUUCUUCACUCCAACAUCCAAUUCACCUAAUGUCAAAUUAAAAUACCACAUGACCUCGAAUUUCAUCUCACCUAGAUUUUAAAUCCUUCUUAAUAAUAUAUAGUUUUUGAUAAAACUGGCUAUAUGUUGAACUGUCUCCAUUCAUGAAAACACAUACACUUCAUAUUUCAGAGUUCUUUAAAGGUACACUGACAAGAUGCCAUGCAUUGUUUCUCAUAAA